UUAUCGGAAGUCGACUUACAUAUCCCUAAACCAAACGUCAUAUCUCAAUCACGAAAUUUCUUGAGUUUACAUUUGUUUUAUGCGGUACCGACAAUAAACAGUAAAAAUGAAUGCCCCACCAACAUUCGAAUCCUUUUUGUUAUAUGAAGGAGAGAAAAAAAUUAUCAAAGAAUUGGACACUAAGGUGACAAAUGCCGCCAUAUUCACCGUUAACAAGGAAGACCACACUUUGGGCAAUUUGAUUAGAAAUCAAUUGUUGAAGGACCCCAAUGUUUUGUUUGCCGGUUACAAAGUACCACAUCCUUUGGAACACAAGUUCGUCAUUCGUAUUCAGACCACAGCUGACUAUUCUCCUCACGAAGCUUUCAUGAAUGCAAUAACUGAUUUGUUGGCUGAAUUAUCACUCUUUGAAGAAAGAUUUAAGGAUGCCAUUAAGGAGAAGAAAGAGGGCGGAGAUUAAGGAUUACCUAAACCUAAUAUUAAGAUAAAUACCCAUAUUUAAUUGUAGAAUUAUGAAUAUGUUAAAGUAUAGAAUUGUAUUGUGGACUAAUGGAACGACUAGUAAUUUUUGAUAAUAAAACAGUAAUGGGCAAUACAA
This is a messenger RNA of Musca domestica (house fly), 598 nucleotides long. RefSeq names its product DNA-directed RNA polymerase II subunit RPB11 (gene Rpb11). Gene Ontology annotation, molecular function: protein dimerization activity; DNA binding. Gene Ontology annotation, biological process: transcription by RNA polymerase II. The transcript has 4 exons. Gene Ontology annotation, cellular component: RNA polymerase II, core complex. Lineage: Eukaryota; Metazoa; Arthropoda; Insecta; Diptera; Muscidae. Bases 107 to 460 code for a protein of 117 amino acids. The record is from RefSeq and is a predicted model, not a curated record.